CCCCAGCCUUCCGACGCCGGUGGAGUUGUUUUUGUGCCACCGUGUCAUGCUGAUUCGAGAAGUUUCGAGUAAGAAAAUUUGAUAAAGGUUGAUUCCAGACCUCAAACAGCCGGUCAAAGGGCUUCUGUUCAAACACAAGAAGGACGUUCAGGUCAAAUAAUGGCGGUGUCUACGGGAACGUCAGCAGUGCUGUCAUCGUGCCUCUUCAUGUUGCUGUUUGCGGCGAUGCAAAUUUAUAAAGCUCACCUGGCGUCGAGCCAACCGAUGACCAUUCUUGGCGGUUUCCUUGGAUCUGUGCUGUUCAUGCUCAUUCUCACUGCCGUUUCCAACAUGGAAAACCACUUCUUUGGGAAGAACUUCCAGACAAAACUGAUCCCUGAAGUGCUCAUCUGCUUGGUGGUUGCCAUGGUGGCCUCUGGCUUGGUGCACAGAGUUUGUGUCACAACAUGCCUCAUCUUUUCACUUGUGGCCCUCUACUAUAUCUCGAGAAUAUCCAUCAAGGUCCAUGGAACUGGUGCAGCCCCGGUGACUGUGAAUUCCCUACCCAAAGGCAAGAAGGCCAAAUAACUCAUCAUGCUUCCUUUGUGCAAUAAACUCAUGCUCACCCAUUUCAAA
Molecule: messenger RNA, 615 nt
Organism: Dermacentor andersoni
Lineage: Eukaryota; Metazoa; Arthropoda; Arachnida; Ixodida; Ixodidae
Product: protein KRTCAP2 homolog
Biological process (GO): protein N-linked glycosylation
Source: RefSeq, a predicted model, not a curated record